This is a messenger RNA of Knipowitschia caucasica, 1383 nucleotides long. Lineage: Eukaryota; Metazoa; Chordata; Actinopteri; Gobiiformes; Gobiidae. The record is from the annotation of a GenBank genome assembly.
AUGAACUCUCUCCUAGUGUCGCUGAUACUGAUGGACAAUGUUCUGUCCUCUGGGUCUCAGUGCACUGUCCCCCGUUCUGAGUUUAGUCUUGCUGGAGAUUAUCUGGUUGGAGGACUUUUCGAAGUUCAUGAUGUGGACGAUGAGGGUUAUCAAGUUUUGCCUGAAGCCAUCGACUGCUCGCGACAGAAGUUCAGUAUUCCCAACUAUCGGAGGUUUCAGAUCAUGCGAUUUGCUGUGGAGCAGAUCAACAACUCCACACAGCUCCUUCCCAAUGUCACUUUGGGUUAUGAGAUCUAUGACCAGUGCUCGGACACCAAAGUUUUCCCUGAGAUCUUCGACUUCCUCUCCUCCAACGAGUCUGUAAACCCCUGGCCUGAGCCUAAGGGGUCUCAGGAGCCUGUGGGGCUGCAGGAGCCCAAAGUCAUAUCAGUGAUAGGAACCUUCUCCAGCACAAAGUCACGCACAAUCACGCCGCUCUUGACUAUGGACUUUAUUCCUCUGGUUCUGGCAGAGAUGAAGAAGUCCAACUUUACUCUGCUAAAUGAGAAUAUUCAUUUUGAUGAAAAUGCAGACCCGAAAUUUGGAUUCUACACUAUUGUUGUCUGGAACAACAUGGACCGUUACUCUUGUGCCUCCUGUUUGGACACAGAAUGGUCUCCUCCAGCGAGUACCUCCUGUCAGCCCAGACUGAUAGAGUUUACCUCCAUGAAGGAUAAGGCUGCCAUAGUGAUCAUAGUUGGGACACUCAUUCUGGAUGUCCUCUCUCUCCUCACUGCUCUGCUCUUUGGUCUGAACUACAACACUCCUGUGGUUUCCAAACCCCUCAUGGAAAAGAAACGACGGGCCCGAAUCAACCAGUCCCUGGACCAGUUGAAGUCUCUCCUGGAGAACCACUACAGCAGCACUAUUCGUAAGCGCAAAUUGGAAAAAGCAGAUAUUUUGGAACUAACUGUGAGACAUCUGAGGCAGUUACAAAAGAGGCUGAAAUUUUUAAACGUUACACCGGAGUCUGAGUACCAAGCCGGUUUCCGUAGCUGUGUGUCGAAGGUCCAUCACUAUCUGCUGACAGCGGAGCGGCAUAACGGCUCUGACCGGCCUCUGUCCCAGGGUCUAUCCCAGGGUCUGUCCCAGGGUCUGUCCCAGCUCUCUGACCAGGCUCUGUACCGGGGCCUGAGUGCGCGGCCCGGGGAGGCCUCUAGGACCAUGGACAGCUCCGUGCGCGAGCAGCUCACUUCUUCACGGGCGUCUUCUGAAUCUGAGCAGAACAGACGCGGCUCAGUUCCAGGCCUCAGGAGACACGCACUCACUGCUGACCCGAAGCACAAACACACGGACAGUCAGUGCGAGGCUUUCACCGACCUCAGUGUAUGGCGCCCCUGGUAG